Penicillium taxi is the source of this 1668-nucleotide messenger RNA. It is a transcript of the gene nfr1, whose product is annotated as putative AIF-like mitochondrial oxidoreductase (Nfrl). The record is from RefSeq and is a predicted model, not a curated record. Gene Ontology annotation, molecular function: 2 iron, 2 sulfur cluster binding; oxidoreductase activity, acting on NAD(P)H; flavin adenine dinucleotide binding. Gene Ontology annotation, cellular component: cytoplasm. Lineage: Eukaryota; Fungi; Ascomycota; Eurotiomycetes; Eurotiales; Aspergillaceae. The transcript is spliced from 3 exons. The coding region runs from base 1 to 1668 and encodes 555 amino acids.
AUGGCACAGGAAUACAAGCUGAAAGGCCUCUCUUCAUUCGCUGAUAUCAAUGCCGAAGAUAAAAUCGAGUGUGAAGUCGAAGGUCUGCAAGACGGAAAGGUUCUCCUUGUCAAAACAGAUGGCAAAGUCCACGCUAUUAGCCCGAAAUGUACUCAUUACGGAGCGCCGCUGAAGCUUGGUGUUGUUGCACCAGAGGGAAGAAUCACUUGUCCCUGGCAUGGAGCAUGCUUUAAUGUGACCACUGGAGACGUCGAGGAUGCGCCCGCUCUUAAUGCGCUAAAAACAUUCGAGGUUUUUGAGAAAGAGGGUGCGGUAUAUAUCCGCGGUGUAGAGGCAGAUAUUAAGGCCGGACAUCGAAACCCAUCCAUCCAAUGCAGCGGAUCUAAGGCCGAAGAAAAAGUUGUCGUUGUCGGAGGUGGAAGUGGCGCAAUCGGAGUCGUCCAAACGCUCCGUGAACUAAAAUACGCAGGCCAAAUUACGAUCAUAUCUCAAGAGCCUGAUCUCGCAAUUGACCGCACAAAGCUGUCCAAGGCUUUAAUCGCAGAUGCGUCCAAGAUUCUCUUGCGUCCGAAAGAAUGGUACGCCGAAGCAGAUAUUGAAACGCUUGUUGAUGAAGUAACCAGCGUGGAUUUCAAGUCCAAAACUGUGGCUACAGCUUCUGGAAAAUCAAUCCCAUACACAAAGCUUGUUCUAGCCACGGGUGGCCAACCGCGCAGACUUCCACUCCCAGGAUUCAAAUCUGACGAGCUGAAGAAAAUAUUCACUCUGCGUACUGUGGAGGACGUCCAAUCAAUCCUAGGUGCCAUUGGUGAAGAAAAGCAAAAGAAUAUCGUCGUCAUUGGCAGCUCAUUUAUCGGCAUGGAGGUCGGUAAUGCCCUAGCCAAGGAUCACAAGGUCACGAUAGUAGGCAUGGAGAGCACGCCUAUGGAGCGUGUCAUGGGCGCUGAAGUAGGCCGGAUCUUCCAAGGCAAUCUGGAGAAGAGCGGCGUCUCUUUCAAGCUUUCCGCCGGCGUGGACAAGGCCACUCCAUCCGAAUCGAACGCUGCAAAUGUCGGCGCAGUCCACCUAAAAGACGGCACCGUCCUACCAGCUGACGUGGUCAUUCUCGGCGUCGGAGUCCGUCCUGCGACAGACUACCUCAGCUCGAACGCGUCCAUCUCACUCGAAAAAGAUGGCUCAAUCCGUACAAACGAGCACUUCGCUGUUCCUGACUCCGCCGAUUCAGUAUUCGCAAUCGGUGAUAUCGCAACCUAUCCAUACCACGGACCCGGCGGCAACGGCUCCAACGUCCGCAUCGAACACUGGAACGUAGCGCAAAACGCCGGACGAACCGUUGCACGAGCUAUUAUACAUACGCGCCACUCGUCUCCAGGCUCGCUACGACCCAAGCCAUUUAUUCCCAUCUUCUGGUCCGCGCUAGGUGCACAGUUGCGGUACUGCGGAAAUACAGUCAAUGGGUAUGAUGAUCUGUUUAUCCAGGGCGAGCCAGAGAAUGGCAAGUUUGCCGCGUAUUACUGUAAGGGGGAUGUUGUCGUUGCUGUCGCGACUAUGGGUAUGGAUCCUAUCGUGGUUAAGGCUGCUGAGUUGAUGCGACGGGGUAAUAUGCCUGGUAAGAAGGAGAUAAAGGGCGGCUUGGACGUGUUGAGCGCAGGAGUGCCAAAGGUCUGA